AUGACGUCGCAAUGGGAAGCAGCCCUGGAGGCAUUGCGGAAUGGGGAAUGCGUGGCAGUGUUGGACGGGGAGGAGCGGGAAGGCGAGACUGACCUCUUCUUCCCCGCCGCGUCCCUUUCUCCUGCCUCGCUGCGGCUGCUUCGCACUCAAGCUGGCGGGGAGAUGUACAUGUCGGUCGGACACGAGGUGGCGUCGGCAUUUGGGCUACCCUACAUCGGAAAUGUGCUUGCACUGACAGAGGUGAGCGCGAAAUUCCCCGUGUUUCAGUACAUGGAGAAGUCGAAAGGGGAAAUGUGUCAAGGCUCGUGUUCGGUGGGGGUUUCUCUGGAUCACCGGACCACCAAGACUGGAGCUCCGGAUGUCGAGAGGAGUUACACUUGCAGACGGUUAGCUGAGCUGUUCCAGGAAGUCAAAGAGAUGGAAACCAGCGUAGACGCGUCUCAGAGGCGUUUUGGGGAGGAGUUUCACACCCCGGGUCACAUUUUCCUCUGCGUGGAGAAUGGCAAGGGGUUGAGUGUUCGCACAGGGCAUACCGAGUUGUCCAUAGCGCUAGCCAACGCCGCAGGCGUCACGCCUGUCAUGGUUGGUUGCGUUAUGCUUAGCAAUGACGGUGACGACUUCGGAGCUCUACGUCCUGCUCCUGCGAGGGCUUGGGCCGCCAGUCGCAACAUUCCCUUUUUAACUGGCUCUGAGAUUGUCAAACAUGUUCUAGGAUAG
Physcomitrium patens is the source of this 717-nucleotide messenger RNA. RefSeq lists its product as uncharacterized. Gene Ontology annotation, molecular function: 3,4-dihydroxy-2-butanone-4-phosphate synthase activity. NCBI's taxonomy places the organism in Eukaryota, Viridiplantae, Streptophyta, Bryopsida, Funariales, Funariaceae. Gene Ontology annotation, biological process: riboflavin biosynthetic process. Gene Ontology annotation, cellular component: cytosol. The record is from RefSeq and is a predicted model, not a curated record.